This is a messenger RNA of Macrosiphum euphorbiae (potato aphid), 681 nucleotides long. Lineage: Eukaryota; Metazoa; Arthropoda; Insecta; Hemiptera; Aphididae. The record is from the annotation of a GenBank genome assembly.
AUGACCGCCAUCAAAGAAGCAACUAUCUACGUUGAAUCCACCCACAUAAAAAAAGCUCUUAUCACAAGCGACUCUCUCAGUGCCUUAACUUCCUUACUAUCUCCUAAUCCGUCCAAUGAAAUCUCUCAACAAAUAAUCAAUAUUAUAGCUAACUCAAAAAAUACUAUAGAGUUUAUGUGGGUCCCGUCACAUACUGGUAUCAAAGGCAACGAAGAAGUCGACCUACUAGCGAACCAAGCUAUAUCAUCCACUAAAUCAACUGUUAUAAAUUCGCUACCAUAUAAAGACCUAUCAAGAAUAAUCAACCUAAUCUCAAACAAACAAUUACAAUCACAAUGGGACCGCACCUCGGAUAACAAAUUAAAAAAUAUAAAAAAAACCAUACAGAAAUGGCGAUCCCCCUUAAACACAACACGUAAAGCAGAUAUCGUCACAACUAGAGCCAGAAUUGGCCACACACAUCUCACCCAUUCUUUCCUUUUCAACCAUGAUGAACAUCCAACCUGCCAUCAAUGUGACCUACCACUGACAAUUGAACAUCUCACACUCAGCUGCACCAAGUACAACCAUGAACGAAGCAUCUUAAACUUCCCCUCCAACAUCGAAGAAGCACUCGGUGAAACCAACACCGAUGCCAUCUUCAACUUUUUUAAUGCCAUCAAAGUAUCCAACCUAUUAUAA